CUGAGUUGUUCUGAGAUAACUUCCAGCAACCGAAGAUGCCGUCCCACAAGACCUUCAUGAUAAAGAAGAAGCUGGCGAAGAAGCAGAGGCAGAACAGGCCCAUCCCUUAUUGGAUCCGCAUGCGCACUGACAACACCAUCCGCUACAAUGCCAAGCGUCGCCAUUGGCGCCGCACCAAGCUCGGCUUCUAAAUUUUCUGCGUCCGCCGUCACCAGCAUGUUACCUUUAUUUGUCUCGAGCUUUUUACCCUCCCCCCUAAAAAAAAAAAGAACUUUUGGUUUAAUUAGUAGCUUAAUUAAAGAUGGUGGUGUUUUAAUCAAUUUUGGUAUUGUUAUUAUCCUUAUGACUGUUUCGUUGUAGGUCUCGAACGAAUUUCAUUUGAUUCGAAGUCACAAAAUUGAAACUUUAAUUUGAUUGAAGAA
Coffea eugenioides is the source of this 422-nucleotide messenger RNA. RefSeq names its product 60S ribosomal protein L39-3. The record is from RefSeq and is a predicted model, not a curated record. The transcript has a single exon. Gene Ontology annotation, molecular function: structural constituent of ribosome. Lineage: Eukaryota; Viridiplantae; Streptophyta; Magnoliopsida; Gentianales; Rubiaceae. Gene Ontology annotation, cellular component: ribosome; cytosolic large ribosomal subunit. Gene Ontology annotation, biological process: translation. Bases 36 to 191 code for a protein of 51 amino acids.